UGUCAAUAUUGUCAAUGUCACUGUUCAAAGUUUGAGGAUAUUCAAGUCUUUUGACUUUUAUUUGUACAUAGUACAUUUGUGAUUUAAAAACGAUAACAUGUAGUUCGAAAAUGUUCUAAUUAUAUUUUGCAUUGCUCAAGUUUUGAAGCAAUAUAAUCUGAAUAUUCGAACGAAAAAUUCCAUGUCAAAUAUUUCCUGAAUUCUACCUGAAUACAUUGGAUAGAUUUGACUGUUUCAUGAUGUCAGCAACUAGUAAUACCACUACAGGAAAAACUCAAAAAACUAAGAGAAAUGUUCUCAGUCGACCGGCUAGUAGUAGUAUCCUAGAAGGAGAAUAUUUUCUCUCAUCCAGAAUAGAGGUGGAAAACGAUGGUAUCACCCCAGCUUACAAAACCAAAUUGCUUGCUUUAUUCAAACAAAUAGAAAAGGAAUUCGAUGUAUUAUAUCAAGAAAAUCAAACAUUGCACGACAAAAUUGACUUGUUGAACGAAAAGUUGGAAAAGGACUCUUAUGAUAAACCAGAUGGUAUUGACUUUGAAAAUAACAUAUCGAAAGUUCUGACUAAGAAGUUGAGUGUCGCCUCACAGAAAUCGAAAACUGCUCAUAAAUUGAAAGCUCAAACCAGUAAGAUAGUAUCUAGUUUCAAGACUCCUAGUUUUAAUUGUACAUUGGUGAAGGACUAUUCUGGACACAAGGACGGAGUAUGGGAGGUGUCAGUUGCAAGGCCUGGUGUCCCGGUUAUAGGGACAGCAUCUGCAGACCAUACCGCACAUAUCUGGGGAAUAGAAUCGACAAGGUGCUUGCUUCAAUAUCAGGGCCACUCGGGCUCUGUUAAUUCUAUAAGGUUUCAUCCUUCCAAGGAUUUGGUACUUACCGGUAGCGGAGACUGUUCAGCGCACAUCUGGCAGGCUGCUCUAAAUUGGGAUCUGCCAAAGGGUCAUUCAUCCGAGGAAGAAUUGGAAGAUGAAAUGGAGGACAAAAUAGACUCUAAGAUACCGGCACUGAGAACGCCUGUGAGAGAGUUAUUCGGACACACCGGAGCUAUUUCUGGGGCAGAAUGGAUAGCAGGCGGUGAACAAAUAAUAACAGCUUCUUGGGAUCGUCUCGCAAUAUUACAUGACAUUGAAACUGGAAGUGCUUUAGUGCAACUUGUUGGACACGAUCAAGAACUCACCUACACUGCCUCUCAUCCAUCACAAAAGUUGGCAGUAACCUCAUCAAGGGACACAACGUUUCGUUUGUGGGAUUUCAGGGAAUCAGUCCACUCCGUUUCAGUUUUUCAAGGCCAUGCCGAGAGCGUAACUUCUGUAGUAUUUACAAAGGAGGAAAAGUUAGUAUCGAGCUCUGAUGACAGAAGUGUUAAAGUAUGGGAUUUGAAAAAUAUGCGAUCCCCUGUAGCAACCAUAAGACUGGAUUCUGCCGUAAACAGGUUGAGUGUGUCAUCGAAUGGCAUCAUUGCCAUACCUCACGAUAACAGAAACAUUCGUUUGUAUGAUUUGAAUGGUCAGAGAAUGGCAAGACUGCCUAGAUCGAGUAGACAGGGUCAUAACAGGAUGGUUGCAUGUGCUGCCUGGGCGGACGAAGUAAUAAAUGGUAUCAAUUUGUUUACUUGUGGGUUCGACAGGAGGGUAUUGGGUUGGUCGAUUUUGUCCAUGAAAGAUCUGUAAUUCAGCAUUUUUAAAUAAGUUAUAAAAUGUUUUGUGAUAGGUAUUUAUUUUUGUUUAUAAUAAAUAUUAUUGUUUUCCAAG
Molecule: messenger RNA, 1748 nt
Organism: Harmonia axyridis
Lineage: Eukaryota; Metazoa; Arthropoda; Insecta; Coleoptera; Coccinellidae
Gene: Wdr37
Product: WD repeat-containing protein 37
Exons: 8
Coding region: 237-1667 (476 amino acids)
Cellular component (GO): preribosome, large subunit precursor
Molecular function (GO): protein binding
Source: RefSeq, a predicted model, not a curated record